This is a messenger RNA of Lagopus muta (rock ptarmigan), 457 nucleotides long. RefSeq names its product biogenesis of lysosomal organelles complex 1 subunit 1 (gene BLOC1S1). The coding region runs from base 51 to 428 and encodes 125 amino acids. The transcript is spliced from 4 exons. Gene Ontology annotation, biological process: endosomal transport. Lineage: Eukaryota; Metazoa; Chordata; Aves; Galliformes; Phasianidae. Gene Ontology annotation, cellular component: BLOC-1 complex. The record is from RefSeq and is a predicted model, not a curated record.
GGAGCGGUGACGCACAGUGACGCACGGUGACGUCACGCGGGAGAGCCGCCAUGCUGUCCCGGCUGCUGCGGGAGCACCAGGCCCGGCAGAGCGAGCGGCGCGAGCUGCAGGAGCGGCGCCGUCGGGAAGCGAUCGCCGCCGCCACGCGGCUGACGGAAGCGCUGGUGGAUCAUCUGAACGUGGGUGUGGCUCAGGCCUAUGUCAACCAACGCAAGCUGGACCAGGAGGUGAAGACACUGCAGGCGCAGGCAGCGCAGUUUGCCAAGCAGACGGGGCAGUGGAUCACCAUGGUGGAGAACUUCAACCAGGCCCUCAAGGAGAUUGGCGACGUGGAGAACUGGGCACGCAGCAUCGAGCUGGACAUGAGGACCAUUGCCACAGCCCUGGAGUACAUCUACAAGGGGCAGCUGCAGCCUGCCUGCUCCUGAGCCCCCCCCCUCACCACGGGACCCCCCCC